Molecule: messenger RNA, 4156 nt
Organism: Myxocyprinus asiaticus (Chinese sucker)
Lineage: Eukaryota; Metazoa; Chordata; Actinopteri; Cypriniformes; Catostomidae
Gene: pop1
Product: POP1 homolog, ribonuclease P/MRP subunit
Exons: 16
Coding region: 131-2785 (884 amino acids)
Biological process (GO): tRNA 5'-leader removal
Cellular component (GO): nucleolar ribonuclease P complex; ribonuclease MRP complex
Source: RefSeq, a predicted model, not a curated record
CCGGAAAUGAGUGCCGAGCGCGCACGUGUGCUGAGACUGACAGUGCGCGAGCUGCAGGAAACUUCUUACCCAAACGGAUUAAAUCGAUUAACCUGAUUAAAUACAUUAAAGUUAUUGAUCGAUACUCACGAUGACUGGGGCCAAAGACCGAAUGAGAGAAAAAAAGAUGAAAAAUCAGCCGAGAAAUGUUGUUUACAGUAACACAGGUCGCACUGCUGGCAGAGGUCAGGGGUCACAGGCAGGCGGCUGGGUCAGAGGUCAUCAGACUGGAGGUCAAAGUUACAGCCAAGAUCUGCCCAAAUACAUCACAGCGUGUCACUUUGCACAAGCGCGUGCUGUUGAACUGAACGCUAUGUUGAAGGCCGUCAGUAAACCUACAGGCAGCUGUCACGUGUUCAAUGAGCUGCCAAAACACAUGCGCAGACGAGCCAUGAGUCACAACAGCAAGAGACUGCCGAUCCGUCUGCGAGAGGGCGCUCAGAGACUGAUUGCACGCAGUCAACAUGCCACACAGAAAGAGAAGCAGCAGCUGCCCAAAAGCAAGAGUCGUCGAGCUCGCCGUCGUCAUGGUAACCUGCUGCUGGAGUUUAAUCGCAGACAGAGGAAGAAUAAGUGGCUGGAGACUCACAUCUGGCACGCUAAACGCUUUCACAUGCUAAAGAGAUGGAAGUACUGUCUGCCACACACAACCACCGCAAAGACCUUUAGAGCCAGUUACAGAGCCAUGAACACACACGCAUUACUGCAGGAUUUGUCAUAUUUCUGCUGUCUGGAGCUUCAGGGUCCUGAAGAACACUUACUGCGAGCACUCGCUCGAAUGACCAGCAAACAUACAGGUCCCACAUUUGCAGCAUUGUCGUGUCUGUCCGGUGCGCGUCAGGGAAACAUUCAUCUGUACAGAGCAGAUCAGUUUCCUCACGGUUCUUUGGGUUCUGCUGACUUCCUGUGGAGGCCCCGGGCCCCUGACACGACACACAGACAGCUGUGGAUCUGGAUCCAUCCGGCCCUUAAACAGGAUGUGCUCUCAGAGCUGCAGUUAGUGUGUCAGUGUUUGCAGGUUGUGUCCGUCUAUAAGGAAUCUCAACUCGUUGAGGAGGUGUCUGCAGGGAGGAAGAGGAAGAGAGAUGAUGAUGUUGAGCAUCCCUCUAAAAAGCUCUUGGGUGACGCGACACAACCUGCCGGGACGCCUGUGAGCUGGAACUCCAGUGAGACCAGCGUCACCAUCAGUGACCUCACCAUGGAGAUCUUGCGCUAUCGUUUGAUUGGUCCUCUGGCCCACAGAGUGCUCACAGACACACUUCAGCUAGCCAGUGAGGAUCAAGAGUCGAUCGAGCCGUCGAGUUCCUGGUGGACCAAUCACAGUCGAGAUCAGAGACACAUGAGCGUCCAUCGACAACAGGCAGAAAUAUUCAAUCUGCUGAGAGGUGUGUGUUCAACAGCAGAGCUCUCAGCAGGUUGUGUGUUGGGACUGACUGUAGAUGACCCCAGACUCACUUUACCUCAGAAACGUGGUAAAAUCGUCUCUGACCUGCAGCAGAGUACAGAUGAUAGUCGUGUGAGGGAUUUGAUUCUCAGAGGAGUUGCAGCUGACUGCAGUGAGAGCGCACUGUGGGAUGCGUCUGUCCGAGACAAUGUGACACACAACCGUAUAUCAGAGCAGGAGCUGAACAGGAUGAGGAGCGAGCUGUUGGUUCCAGGUUCGAGUCUGUCUGCUGCUCCUCAGUCUCGUGUUCCGGUGCUGUUGGUUCAUCACGCGGGUCGCAUGCGUGGCAUCGAGCGUCUGCACUGGGGCUGCGGCUGGGAUCUGCUUCUGCCUAAGGGAUGGGGAAUGGCAUUCUGGGUGGCUCUGGUGUAUCGUGGCGUGCGUGUCGGUGGUCUUCACAUGAGUCUCAAACACUCUCAGUUUAAAGGCGAGCCGCACUUCCCACACGAUUACCCAGACUGCCCUGCAGGCGCGCUCUUCCAAUCAGAACAGGAGGCAGAGCUUCUAGAAAAGUUUAAAAGACGCCCUCCGUCAAAACGCACCAACUACAUCAAACAUGGGUGCCUGGCGCCAUUCAUUUGCCCCUGGCAACAGCUGACGGAGGAGUGGGAGGAGCUAGUGAAGCUGAACGAAGAGACUGCGAGCAGCUGCAGAACUGAACCGCCAGACUUCACUGUUCUGAGGAGCGUGAAGGUUUUGCGGCAGCUGUCGUCGUGGUGUCGCCCCUCUCGUGGUCAGCGAGCGUCACAAAGGAACUCUCCUCCGCCUCUCACCCACGUGACUGCUGCGGUGCUGCGGCAGGAAUGGGGGCGCAGUCUGGUGUGGGUGCGUCUGCGUUUGUUGAGUAAAGGACAGCCAGCGCUGCAUGCCAUGGUGUGUGUUCCCACGACCUCUGACCUCCAGAUGCUGCUCAAAGAUGGACGCAGCAGCGGCCCGCAGGAGCCCCGACACAAAGACCACCUGAAACACCUGUGCAAACGCAAAGCCGGCCCUAAAAAUAAAGACUCCACCUCUAAAGACUCUGACCCCGCCCCUUCUGUGAUCAGUUCAUCACUUGUUCGGGGGGUGUGGCCGCCGCCGCUGCCGAGCGUGCUGUCUCACUGCAGUCGUGUGACGCUGGGCUGGGUGCAGCAGGGUGAUUUCUCUCUGGCGGCAGGUGCCGGCGAGGCGCUGGCAUUCAUCAGUGUGUCUGGACUGUUGCACACACUCCUUCAGCAGCCGCAGGAGCAGCGCGGUGUUGUUCUGCUGCGGAACCCCUCAUCACUGCAGUACCGCUACGCUCAGAUCAGCAUCGAUAUUUAAACCAGAGACUGUCACGUGACCGAGCCGCACUGUGAUGCGUUCAACACCAUAUAGAUCCUGUUUGUGUCGCAUCUCAAAGACUCGAUGUGCAGGAGUGCAUGCGCUGAAACUGUUUACACCAUUUACUUUGGGAAAAACAUUUCCAUUGGAGGUUUAAUUUAUAGUUUCUUUUUUUUUUUUUUUUUAAGUGCUCUGACAUUUAUGAAUGUGUAAACGUCUGUGAUUUGAGAGAUGCAGUUAUGAUUUACUGUGACCAAAUUAAUUAUUUCAGCAUCAUGUGUUUCAUCAAAUAUUUAGUUUCUGUUUAGGUCACACAAAUGAGUGUUAAUGAAUAAAUCUUCCAGUUGAUAGAGAUCAAAUACAAUCUUUGCUCUUAUUUAUGACAACCCAAAUACAAGCACUUUGUGAUAUCUGUGCGUGCGUGAGUGUUUGCGUGCGUGUGUUUGUGUGUGUGCAUGAGUGUUUGCAUGCGUGUGUUUGUGUGCGUGCAUGCAUGUGAGUGUUUGCGUGUGUGUGAAUUUGCGUGAGUGUGCAUGUGUUUGCAUGCGUGUGCAUUUGCGUGAGUGUGCAUGUGUUUGCAUGCGUGUGUGUGUGUGUGUGUGUGUGUGUUGAUUGAAGUUCUUAUCAAUUUCAUUGGUAAUUUGAUCAUUUGUUUGCUUUACACACUCUUGACAGAAAAACAUAAUUCUAUAAUUUGCCUCCUUCAAAAUCACCACAGGUAUCGCCAGCCACCUCACGAUAAAAUAAAUAUUGCGAUACUUUGUGAUAUCAUGAUUCGAUUCCUUUUCACAAGCUUUCAAUUCUAAAUGAUUUGGGUAUAUUUCAGUUAUAAUGUUCAUUUUGUUCACAUUCAGUAUGAAAGAAAUUCUCUUUCAGCUAAUGCUGUUAUUAAUUAUACAGGGGAACUUCUAACUUGGUAAAUUAUGGAAAUAUUUUUACUUUUUCAUCAGUAUGGUCAAAAUAAACAAUCAAGUUUUCCAUCAAAAAAAUGAUGUCUUGAAAUUGCAUAUAUUGCAUAAAAACAUUUUGUUACAUGUUUAUUGUUUACAUUCCUAAUUUCUACUAUUUACUAGUAUUUACAUUGAUAUGCAGAACAAGUGCUAAAGUGUUACUGCUCUUUAAGAACAGCGGCAGAGACUUUGACAGAAGGGUUUGUUUUGGUCGAAUGGCUUUUCUGCAUUCGUGCUAUGUGUGAUUAGAAUUAAAUGUUUAUUUUUGUUGUUUCUGAAGAACAGAAAGGAUAUUAAAAGAGACAUUAUUCAGUGACGAAUGGAUUGUGUGGAUCUCGUGUUUGGACACACAUUACCAAUACUGGACAUGAAGACACAAAUAGUUGAAUAUAAACAUCGAUGCUAAAGGAUUCACACAAUA